AUGGUAUUCGUGAGCAAAAUACGGCUCCCUGCACGACACAAGCAACGGAGUCAUGAGACAGUUGCGCAGAAGUCUGAUGAGAGUCGACCGAGCUGCGAUUCCUCGCGGACCUCUGCGGGAGAUAGUAGCCCGGUUCUGUGCGAGUGUAGGCACCGAGGGAUCGAAAUUCUACAUGAUCUCGCCGGCACGUCUUCAUUUUCCUCGCUCGAGACCAAAGAGUCCGGCCUACUCUGCCUUGAGCACAUGCUCGACCUGUUGGAGCAGAUCAGCACCUGCAAAAUGCUCUCGGGACACGAACAUUCCCAAGAUUUUCUCAGUACACUUUGCAGGAAAACCUUGACCCAGUGUCAACAGUUCAACGAAUUCUUGAGCGAGAUGUUGGAAAAGAAGGGCCAGCCGGACCAACAACCCCUGUUGCAGAGGGACUACCCAGUCGCCACAAUUGAGGAACGAAGGAAACUUCUCUGUUCGCUCACCUAUCUUCAACUGAAAAAGCUUCACGAUUGUGUGGGCCGCUUGAUCCGAACACUCCAAGAGCGGCCUGCGUUCGAGGAGCACCCCUGGUCGCAUUUGAGGGAACAAUGCUACCAGCUUGCGAUCGACUCAUACGCCCUCUGCUCUCGGGCAAGUUAUCUCUAA
This is a messenger RNA of Aspergillus tanneri, 639 nucleotides long. RefSeq lists its product as uncharacterized. Bases 1 to 639 code for a protein of 212 amino acids. The record is from RefSeq and is a predicted model, not a curated record. The transcript has a single exon. Lineage: Eukaryota; Fungi; Ascomycota; Eurotiomycetes; Eurotiales; Aspergillaceae.